GGGGAACAGAAUGCAACCCGGGAUCUAGAGAGCUGUCACAUUCCAAGAAAUAUUUAAAUUGUGCUGAUUUUCUUCUGGAGAACUGAGCCCAGGGAAUGAAACUCUCCAUCAAGUCAUAGCUUUGCGGGCAAUAGAUCAGAGGAUAUUGCCAGUUUUCUAAUGGAUCAUUGUUAUCGGGCAGGUUUUCUCUGAAGGGACUGGAGAUCAGCCAGAUCACUUGUAUGCACAAAGCCGCUUUAGAUCUGCCUUUUCAAACAAGGGCUGCAGCAGACUCUAUAGCAAGGUUGAAGCUUUAUCCUACUCUGACUCACCCAGAAAACACAACCCUGAUUUUGCGUGGGAAAGACUAUCUCUGCAGGACCUAAAACGGUAGCAACGGGUUCCGUGCAGGACAGAUUAUGACAACUUCUUUUGUAAGGAAAGAAUGUUUAAAUUUCAUCAAAUGAAACAUAUUUUUGAAAUAUUGGAUAAAAUGAGAUGCCUGCGAAAACGUUCUACAGUGUCGUUCUUGGGAAUUCUUGUUAUUUUUCUCCUGUUUAUGAAUUUAUACAUUGAAGAUAGUUAUGUUCUGGAGGGAGACAAACAACUUAUAAGGGAAACAUCCACACAUCAACUGAACUCAGAACGGUAUGUUCACACUUUCAAGGAUUUAUCUAAUUUCUCAGGAGCCAUAAAUGUCACCUAUCGCUACCUAGCCUCCACGCCUUUACAAAGAAAGCGGUAUCUUACAAUUGGCCUUUCAUCGGUAAAACGAAAAAAAGGAAGCUAUUUACUUGAAACAAUCAAGUCUAUUUUUGAGCAAUCCAGCUAUGAAGAGUUGAAGGAAAUUUCAGUGGUGGUUCAUCUAGCAGACUUUAAUUCAUCCUGGCGUGAUGCCAUGGUCCAAGAUAUUACGCAGAAAUUUGCCCACCAUAUUAUUGCCGGAAGAUUAAUGGUUAUACAUGCUCCAGAGGAAUAUUAUCCAAUCUUGGAUGGCCUUAAAAGAAAUUACAAUGACCCAGAAGACAGAGUCAAAUUUCGUUCCAAGCAAAAUGUAGAUUAUGCUUUUCUGCUUAAUUUUUGUGCCAAUACUUCAGACUAUUAUGUAAUGCUUGAAGAUGAUGUCCGGUGUUCAAAAAACUUCUUAACUGCCAUCAAGAAAGUCAUCGCAUCCUUAGAAGGAACUUACUGGGUAACUCUUGAGUUCUCUAAGCUCGGCUACAUUGGUAAACUCUAUCAUUCUCAUGAUCUCCCACGUUUGGCACAUUUUUUAUUAAUGUUUUAUCAAGAAAUGCCUUGUGAUUGGCUGUUGACCCAUUUCCGAGGUCUCUUGGCUCAGAAAAACGUGAUUCGCUUUAAACCAUCUCUCUUUCAGCACAUGGGCUAUUAUUCAUCCUAUAAAGGGACUGAGAAUAAGCUGAAAGAUGACGACUUUGAAGAGGAACCAUUUGACAUCCCUGAUAACCCCCCUGCGAGCCUAUACACCAACAUGAAUGUGUUUGAAAACUAUGACGCCAGCAAGGCUUACAGUAGUGUUGAUGAGUACUUUUGGGGGAAACCGCCUUCAACGGGAGACGUCUUUGUGAUUGUAUUUGAAAAUCCGAUUAUAAUUAAAAAAAUUAAAGUGAACACUGGAACAGAAGAUCGGCAAAGCGAUAUCUUGCGUCACGGAGCCUUAGAUGUCGGGGAAAAUGUUAGGCAUUUCAAACACAGGAGACAAUGUACUACUUACUUACGGUUAGGGGAAUUCAAAUACGGAAACUUUGAAAUUUCAGAUGUGAAUCAAAAAAUUCCAUUUGCUGUCCACUGUAUGAGGAUAUACGUUACCAAAACACAGAAGGAAUGGCUGAUUAUUAGGAGUAUUAGCAUCUGGACUUCCUAGCCAGUUCAAUCAAUAUGUUCAAUUACUGAA
Otolemur garnettii (small-eared galago) is the source of this 1891-nucleotide messenger RNA. It is a transcript of the gene MGAT4C, whose product is annotated as MGAT4 family member C. Bases 425 to 1861 code for a protein of 478 amino acids. Gene Ontology annotation, biological process: protein N-linked glycosylation. Lineage: Eukaryota; Metazoa; Chordata; Mammalia; Primates; Galagidae. Gene Ontology annotation, molecular function: acetylglucosaminyltransferase activity. The record is from RefSeq and is a predicted model, not a curated record. The transcript is spliced from 7 exons.